AUGGGGAUGGUUGAGAAACUGUUCUUGGAUUCUCAGGAGAGGCAUCACGACUGCAAUCGUCCUUGUCAUAUCCAUGUUCGCUUCUCGAUAACUGCCCACUUGUUUCAAUUUGAAAUAUUUUAUGCCUCAGGACGUAACAGGAUCGCUAUUGAAUCCUCCGCAAGCAAAGGGCCUGUUCAAACCGGAGCUAGUGGCACCAAUGGCAUAGGCAAGAAAGCUCAAAACACUGACGAGGGGUUUGUGACAGUAGUUGAUGAAAUACUUCCACCGUCGAAGCGGAAAGCAAGCGAAAUUUCAGAAAAAGAAGAGAGUACUUAUAGUAACGCGCUCUUGUCACGUUUGUUCGAUGAAGAGGAUCAAGUAGAUCAAUUUUUCUUCAACAACCCGAUUUCAGAAUGGACAAACGCAGCGGUCGAUGGUCAAGUCCGUGAGCAUGCUAGUAACAUCCUGAGAAUACGUGAGUCAAGUUUCCGAACAGAUUAUUUUUAUGAAGACUUACUACAUCAAGAUGCAGCCAACAAGCGAAGACUUUUGCUUAUGGAAGGUGAAGAAGAAGAACCACCGCACCUUGCGUUGCAUUUCAAUCUUGUGUCAGGUGAAUCGGAGGAUGAAGACUUUCAACUUGGGGAAAAGGAAUUAGAAACAGACUCAGCAGCUACACAUGAUGAAGAACUAGCUGGAGAAAUACCAGAGCCAAUUGAGAUGGAUUCUCUCGUUGGUCCAGGGGAGUUUUCAAGUCAACUAUCAACAGAGGGUUGCCUUGUGAUUGGUGGCUGUGAUAUUUCAACUACAGUUAUGAGAGAUCGAAGAGCCAUAAUAACGCAGUCAACACGGACUGAUGUAGAAGAUCUGCUGUUAAUAUUUAAGGUUGAUGAGGCAUUCCCAUCUCACAACCCCAUCAGCUUACAGCCCGGAGAACUAGACCUUCUUGGACGGCUUGCAGCCUAUGCAACAACAUACUCGUAUAAUCAACUCCGAGAAUGGUUCGAGCAGGAACCAAGAUUAGCAUCAUCAAUCGUAUACCGUGCCAUAUCAUCAUACUUCUGGAAGGCAGGACUCUGGUUAGACUGCAACUGGUACAGAAAGGGUGCAGGUGAUAACGAAGAUACGUUUACUAACUGCCUCAUCAAGCCAUUGUUGACUGGAACAUUUGGUGACUUUGCAGGGUGCUCGUUUCGAUGGAGUCGCGAUUCACUGCGAUCUGGAAGAUUUGAGGAUCCUGAUGCCAGGCUACAAUUGCCUGAUUAUCAAGUGUCGACUGGAGCACACUCAAUUGUCUUAGGUGAAUUUAAGACAGCGAUGGCAUCAAAGAAGGUUAUGCAGGAUGAUUAUAUGAAGUUGGUCUUCAUGGGUAAAGAAGCCGUAGACGGCUUGUACAAAGCAGGAUUUCUCACACCUGUCAUUCUCAUACAUGGCAGAGGUAUGUCAGUGGAUGCAUACCGUUUGAGCAUUCAUUCCGAGGCUAUUUACCACUUACAGUCGCUAGGAACAUUUCGACUUGUUUCAGGACCACUUGAACUCUCGCUGCUUCUUGGUAUCGGACCUCUGGUGUCUGCAAGGGCAAUUGCACUAUCGACAUUUGAUAUGAUCAAGCAACGAAGAAGAGCUACCUUGGAUAAGAAAUGGAUAAGAGGCAACAAAAAUAGCUACUGUGAAGUGUUGAAAAUUAGCGAACCAGUUACCACAAUUAGAGUUGAUGAUGAGGCAGAGCAGAAGAGCGUUGCAACAGAAAUAUGUUCCUCAUUCUCAUUUGUCUUCCCUCCACAGACUGUCAUCGCCAACGCUACCAGUGGCCUAAUUAGGAUUUGA
Molecule: messenger RNA, 1809 nt
Organism: Lobosporangium transversale
Lineage: Eukaryota; Fungi; Mortierellomycota; Mortierellomycetes; Mortierellales; Mortierellaceae
Exons: 12
Coding region: 1-1809 (602 amino acids)
Source: RefSeq, a predicted model, not a curated record